AUGGGUCUUGCUCCCCUUGGUCACGUUCUUUUCAAGAACUUCUUGAACUUCAAUCCUAAGAACCCUAAGUGGGCUGGCCGUGAUAGAUUUGUUCUCUCAAACGGUCACGCUUGUGUCCUUCUAUACUCUCUUUUGCACCUUUUCGGUUAUGAUGUGACUCUUGAUGACCUUAAGAAUUUCAGACAACUUGGUUCUCGUACUCCUGGUCACCCUGAGAAUGACCUUUGUGGUGUUGAGGUCACCACUGGUCCUCUUGGUCAAGGUAUUGCUAAUGCUGUUGGUUUAGCUCUUGCUGAGUCUCAAUUGGCUGCUACUUUUAACAAGCCCGGUUACGACCUUAUUGAUAACUACACUUACGCUAUCUUCGGUGAUGGUUGUAUGCAAGAGGGUGUUGCAUCCGAGGCUAUGUCUCUUGCCGGUCACUUGAAGUUGGGCAAGCUCAUUGCUUUCUACGAUGAUAACCACAUCACCAUUGAUGGUGAUACCAAUGUUUCAUUUACUGAAGAUGUCUUGAAGAGACUCGAGGCUUAUGGAUGGCACACUAUCUGGGUCAAGGAUGGUAACACCGACUUGGCCGGUAUCACUGCUGCUAUUGAGGAAGCUAAGAAGGUAACUGAUAAGCCCUCUGUCAUCAAGGUCACCACCACUAUUGGUUACGGUUCUAAGCAACAAGGUACUCACAGUGUCCACGGUGCUGCUCUUAAAAAGGAUGAUAUUGUUCAACUCAAGGAGCAAUUCGGUUUUGACCCUGAGCAGAACUUUGUGAUUCCUAAGGAAGUCACUGAGUUGUAUGCCCAGACCGUAAAGGCUGGUGCCGAGCGUGAAGUCGAGUGGAACAACUUGCUUUCCAAAUACUCCAAGGAAUUCCCUGAGCUUGCUUCUGAGCUUACUCGUCGUCUUAAGGGUGAACUUCCCGCUGGUUGGGAGAAGAAGCUGCCAACUUACUCUACUUCUGACCCUGCUAUUGCUUCUCGUAAGCUUUCUGAAACUGUUCUUACUGACAUUUUCGAAGUUCUUCCUGAACUUAUCGGUGGUUCUGCUGAUUUGACUGGUUCCAACUUGACUAGACCUAAGGACAUCAACGACUACCAACCUACCCAAGACCCUGCCAGCGGUGACUACACCGGUAGAUACAUUAGAUACGGUGUCCGUGAACACGGUAUGGGUGCUGUUAUGAAUGGUAUUGCUGCUUAUGGUGCUUUCAUUCCUUAUGGUGGUACUUUCUUGAAUUUCGUUUCAUAUGCCGCUGGUGCCGUCAGAUUGUCUGCCUUGUCCCACCACCACGUCAUCUGGGUUGCCACCCAUGACUCCAUUGGUUUGGGUGAGGAUGGUCCUACCCACCAACCUAUUGAGACUUUGGCUCACUUUAGAGCUAUCCCCAACCUCCAAGUCUGGCGUCCUGCUGAUGGUAAUGAGACCUCUGCUGCCUACUUCAAAGCUAUUACCAACAGCCACAGUCCUUCCAUCAUUUGUCUUUCUCGUCAAAACUUGCCUCAAUUAGAAGGCUCUUCUGUUGAGAAGGCUUCCAAGGGUGGUUACACUUUGGUUGAGGCUGAGAACCCCGAUGUUCUUAUUGUUUCCACCGGUUCUGAAGUUUACAUCGCUGUUGAUGCUGUUAAGGAGCUUGCUAAGGAAGGAAUCAAGGCUGGUGUCAUCUCUUUGCCUGAUUGGCAUACCUUCAACCAACAACCUCAAGAGUACAGACUUUCUGUCUUCCCUGAUGGUGUUCCAAUCUUGUCUGCUGAAGUUAUGUCCACUUCUGGUUGGCAAGCUUACUCUCACCAACAAUUUGGUAUUAACAGAUUCGGUGCUUCUGGUCCUUAUCAAGAUGUUUACAAGUACUUUGAAUUUACCCCCGAGGGGAUUGCCAAGCGUGCUAAGGCUACUGCCGAGUAUUACAAGGGCCAAACUGUCAAGUCUCCUCUCCACAAGGCUUUUUAA
Messenger RNA from Sugiyamaella lignohabitans, 1941 nucleotides. It is a transcript of the gene TKL1, whose product is annotated as transketolase TKL1. The record is from RefSeq and is a predicted model, not a curated record. Gene Ontology annotation, biological process: pentose-phosphate shunt. Gene Ontology annotation, cellular component: cytosol. NCBI's taxonomy places the organism in Eukaryota, Fungi, Ascomycota, Dipodascomycetes, Dipodascales, Trichomonascaceae. Bases 1 to 1941 code for a protein of 646 amino acids. The transcript has a single exon. Gene Ontology annotation, molecular function: transketolase activity.